This is a messenger RNA of Cimex lectularius (bed bug), 1782 nucleotides long. Its product is annotated as NT-3 growth factor receptor-like. Bases 97 to 1707 code for a protein of 536 amino acids. Gene Ontology annotation, cellular component: axon; signaling receptor complex. The record is from RefSeq and is a predicted model, not a curated record. Gene Ontology annotation, biological process: cellular response to nerve growth factor stimulus; cell surface receptor protein tyrosine kinase signaling pathway; multicellular organism development. NCBI's taxonomy places the organism in Eukaryota, Metazoa, Arthropoda, Insecta, Hemiptera, Cimicidae. The transcript has 10 exons. Gene Ontology annotation, molecular function: neurotrophin receptor activity; transmembrane receptor protein tyrosine kinase activity; neurotrophin binding.
CCUCGGCCCGUCUCAGUUUCUUCCCUGUUCCCGGUCUGUGCACGUACCUUUUUUUUAUGUGAUUCCUCCCCCACACGUAAUGUCAAAUGCCGUCUGAUGGGGCCAGUUAAGGAUAAAAUAAUAAAACUGAGAAAUCAACGCAACAGCGAAGAACGACAAGCAGGAGGAUGGACGCUUCGUGGCGAUUGUACAGCAGAGAUCUGCGGGAUGGAAGCAGCGUGCAAACCCCUUAGAAAGAACUUCCACACAUGCAUCUGCCCACAUGAUUCUAGCAUUCCAACCAAGGAUUUAAAGUGUCCAAACAGACUCAUUGUUCCUCCAACCCCAAACCCAAUUCGUAACAUAAUCCCACCUACAACCAUCUUUUUCAAUGAUACAUCUGGUAAUUCAUCGUGGACGCCAAAUCCUCCAUUACAGAUUCAGAGUGGUCUCACUGAUAUCCCAAAUACCUUCAUUGCUGCAUCUGUCACUGGGAUUGUUGUUUGUGUCCUCCUCUGCAUUGCUCUCCCUUUGUACAACAAAUGCAAAAAGCGAGCCUGCAUUGAGACCUGUGGGAAAAAGUCACGACGAGAAAACCACGAAAACGUGAUAACACCAGUCAGUUUGAGCAAAGGUCUUCUUGACCCAGACUGCUAUGCCACAAACCCCCAAUACAUGGCUGCAUCGCCGGAAAAUAGUAUGACAUACUUUUCACCUCUGGUUCUACCAAGGGAUAGCAUCAUCUUUCAGAAUGUUAUCGGUGAAGGCUGUUUUGGAAAAGUUUACAAAGGUGAGUUGACACUCCAGAACAAAAACGUCAACACUGUCGCGAUCAAAGUUCUAAAAGACUCUGCAACAAAAGAGGCGGAAGAUGAUUUUAUGAGGGAGGUUGAAAUAAUGACCUCUUUCCACCAUUCAAAUAUUUUGUCACUCCUUGGAGUCGUUGCUAAAGAACCUGGUAAAAGCCCAAUGAUGGUAUUUGAGUUUAUGCCAUAUGGUGACUUAACAGAAGUACUUAGAAGUAAUUCAACCACUUUUUGGAAACAUGAUUCCAACCUGCCAAGACUAAAUAAAGAAUCUUUACUAAACAUUGCAAUGCAGAUUGCCUGUGGAAUGUGUUACCUUGCUGAGCAGCAUUUCGUGCACAGGGAUCUUGCCUGCCGAAACUGUCUUGUCGGACUCAACCUUACUGUCAAAAUUGCAGAUUUUGGUAUGAGCCGAGAUGUCUAUACUUGCGAUUAUUAUAAGAUCGGAGGUUCCAGAUUAUUGCCAGUAAGGUGGAUGUCUCCAGAAAGUAUUACUUAUGGGCGAUUCACCUUGGAGAGUGAUGUUUGGUCAUUUGGUGUUGUUUUAUGGGAAAUCUACAGUCUAGGCAAACAACCUUAUUUCGGGAAUAGCAAUGAAGAUGUCGUCAAACUCAUCCUUCAAGGCAUUAUGCUCAUCCCGCCAAAAGACUGCCCUCUUGGGAUUUGUGACAUAAUGAGGCUCUGCUGGAAGACAGAGCCGAGAGACAGGAUCAACUUCGAGAAGAUCUGCUCAUUGUUAAAAAGGAUUAAAGCGACUUGCGCAGAGCAAGAGCCACUACCACGUCCUCCUCCUUUCCCAGUCAGCCCACUUUUGCACACCGCUAUCAAAGGACUCCAUGUGACGGAAAUUGAAGUCGAGGAUUACUUGGAGCCACAACCUUCAGCGACACCGCAUGAAUACAUUCAGCCUCUUCCCGAUUGAAUGCUUUAAUAUAUUUUCUGUAUAUACUAUGAUGCUGUGAUCUGAGUUAUUUUUAUAAUAGAUUUUGUCCUAUGA